Mytilinidion resinicola is the source of this 1457-nucleotide messenger RNA. Its product is annotated as tartrate dehydrogenase/decarboxylase. The transcript has 2 exons. The coding region runs from base 324 to 1457 and encodes 377 amino acids. The record is from RefSeq and is a predicted model, not a curated record. Gene Ontology annotation, molecular function: oxidoreductase activity, acting on the CH-OH group of donors, NAD or NADP as acceptor; NAD binding; magnesium ion binding. Lineage: Eukaryota; Fungi; Ascomycota; Dothideomycetes; Mytilinidiales; Mytilinidiaceae.
CACUCCGGCAGGUCGCGAAGUGGGGUCGAGAAUUUGAAGCCCCGCACUGGUCACAACUCACUAGCACAGCUAACUACUCAGUUGCCGUCACGUCGCGCAGUUCCCUGCAAAAGCACGCCAGAAUGGAUAGAUAGCAAGAGCUCUCCGCUGCUCCAGCCGGGCUUCUCUCCGCCGAGUACCGAGAUAUAUAAACCCGUUCGUCGACCACUGAUUGCUGAUCGAACGGCCAAUUUCGGCAUUGAGACACCACCACCUGAUAAUAUACUCACUCAUCCGCUCCUGUGAAACAGCUGUUUGCGUCUCAAAGACUAUUUUUGGCCGUCAUGUCUCCCUCCACAAUCCGCACCAAGUCCCGCGUUUUCAAGAUCGUUACUAUACCCGGAGACGGCAUCGGCGUCGACAUCACAGAAGCCGCAGUUGCGGUCCUCCAGAAGCUCGCCGUAGUAUCCGGGACCUUCGAGUUUGAGUUUACUGAAAAGGACUGGAGCAGCAAGAAAUAUCAGGAAAGAGGCUACUACAUGCCGGAGGAUGGAUUAGAUCAGCUGAAGAAGUUCGAUGCCAUUUAUUUUGGAGCUGUUGGGUGGCCUGUACGAAUUGCUGAUUUGGGCCCGCGAACAGAUGUCCCAGAUCAUAUUUCCCUCUGGGGCCUCAUCCUUCCUAUCCGAAAUGCCCUCGGCCAAUACGUGAACGUCCGUCCAACUCGCGUCCUGCGAGGCAUAACAUCGCCAUUGAAGGACUGUGGUCCUGGCGACCUCGACUGGGUUAUCGUCAGAGAAAACUCUGAGGGCGAAUACGCUGGUCAUGGCGGAACAACGCACGGCGCCUUUUCCCACGCUGUAGCUACCGAAGUCUCUAUCUUCACACGCGUGGGCAUCGAGAGGAUAUUCCGCUUCGCCUUCGAGACUGCCAGGUCGCGCCCCAGAAAGAAGCUGACCAUGGUGACGAAGAGCAAUGCGCAAAGACACGGCAUGGUGCUUUGGGACAAGAUCUUCACCGAAAUAACCAAGGAGUAUCCAGAUGUUGAGACAGACAAGAUGCUUGUCGACGCGAUGACCGUGAGGAUGACCUUGCAUCCCAAAACGCUUGACACAAUUGUCGCGACCAAUUUGCAUGCAGACAUCCUCUCUGAUCUUGCGGCUGCACUGUCUGGUAGCAUUGGUAUUGCGCCCUCGAGCAACCUAGAUCCCAUGAGGGAGUUCCCAAGUAUGUUCGAGCCAAUUCACGGCUCAGCGCCCGAUAUCGCGGGGAAGGGUAUCGCGAACCCAAUUGGCGCAUUUUGGAGUGCGGCAGAGAUGGUAAGAUGGCUGGGAUUCACCGAAGCUGCAGACGGGUUAAUGGCAGCCAUUGAGAAUGUGACAGAGGCUGGAAUCAAGACAAAAGAUCUGGCAGGGGCGAGCGACACACAAACUGUAACAGAGGCCGUAUGCAAGGAGAUUGAGAAGGUUUUGCAGAAGUAG